Trichomonas vaginalis G3 is the source of this 915-nucleotide messenger RNA. RefSeq names its product protein ubiquitination. Lineage: Eukaryota; Parabasalia; Trichomonadida; Trichomonadidae. The transcript has a single exon. The coding region runs from base 1 to 915 and encodes 304 amino acids. Gene Ontology annotation, molecular function: protein binding. The record is from RefSeq and is a predicted model, not a curated record.
AUGAAGAAUUCCAAAUUUGAUUCAUUGAAGAACCCAUUAUCAAUUUUAACAAAAAUUGUCCAGUUUUGCGAAAGCAAAGACGUGUUUGAAUAUUUGAUUAAUGACCCAAGUAGUAUAAGAAUCAAAUCAUUGAUGAAGCAAGUAGCUCUUUCAAUAGCUAUUAUCUCAAAGAAAUACAAAGCGAUUGAUAUUUUGUUGGAACUUGGAGCAAACCUUAAUAAGUCUUUUGAUAUAAUUGGAUCAAGGGAUAUUUUAAACAAUAUUAAAUCAUUUGAUUUUCAGUGGUUUACAACUGAUGAAAGUGAUAGAUUUGUUUAUCCAUUUUUGCAGGCUUUAUUCAAUGAUGACGAAAAAAUGGUUCAAUAUCUUAUACAGAAAGGAUAUGACAUUCACCAAAGAUUUUCUAGAAAUUUGACAAUUCUCAUGAAGAUAAUCUCUUUAAAAAGGAUUAAGCACGUCAAAUACCUUCAAUUAAUGAUAAAUCGUGGAGUUGAUAUUGAAUUAAGAGAUGAUAAUAACUACACUGCACUAGAAAUUGCCAUUAUUAAGAAUGAUAUUGAAUCAAUAAAAUGUUUGAUUCAGAAUGGGAAGAAAUUAAAUUACUUUGAUAAAAAAGAAACAUUGGAGUCUCCAUUAACAGUCGCAUUAUGGGGAAAUAAUUUCCAAAUUGCUGAACUAUUAAUGAAACAUGGAGCAAAAGAUGUUUUGCCAUAUCAUGCAAUGGAAAACAGUAAUAUCCCUGCUUUGAGAUUUAUCUUUUCAAAAUUAUUGGAUGUCAAAACAUGGCGAAACAAUAUUAAUAUGACCGCAUUGAUGUGUGCUGCUGAAUGUGCACCGAGCACAGAUGUUCUCAAAGAACUAAUUAACUUGGGAGCUGAUGUCAAUGAAGAAGAUGAAGUUGGAACAACUCCCUAG